CAAAAAAUGCGUCAUUGAGGGCAUCUAGUCUAUAUAAUUUCUGGAACCGAUUUCUCAUGUUCGGAAAUACCCUUCUCCGCUUACUUUUAUUUUCUUUGUCCAAUGCACCAGUGGUUUGUGAAACAUCACGUGAUUGAAUCUCGGGUCAAACCGGGAAAGCAGACUGCUUUUCGAGGUCUUGUCCCGCUUGCCUUUUGGUCUCCACUCCCCCAAAAGUUGACCCUGCCACAAUCUUGCCUUGCUUAGCCGGACGAAAAUGUCUCACAUGCGCUCACAUGCACGGGCCCCACCAUUAUCGGCUAUUCGCUCAUGUCCCGCUCCUGCUGUCUUAGACACACACCUCUUAUCCGCCGUAUAAACGGUGCGGCCGCACUUGCGCGUCUUAACACUUACUGAACACCCGCAUUUCAAUUGCCCCCGACAGUGAAUCAAACUAACGACUGCUCAAGAAGAUGAAGUUUAUCCCCGCAUCGAUUCCGCUCGCGAUGGCUGUAGCGACCGUCGCUCUCCCUGUGACGUCCUCUGAGCCCUCGAAUCAAGGGCUCGCAUCCCUAGCCUCGGCCGAUGCCGUUGCAUACCUCUCUUACUCCGCCUCUAAGACGCCCUCUUCGGUCACUGGUUCACGUCCCGUGCCCUCUGGAUCCGCUGCGGCAGCGAGCGACAUGGCGACAAGGAGUUUAGUAAUGGACGUGGCGUGGGGUGUCACACGGCUAGUGAAUGUGAUGAAUGUGCUGCCCAAUGUGGCCUACUCCCGGGGCGGAGCUCACACGAUCAUAGUCAAGCUCUUACUUCUCGUCGCGGAGCUAUCGAGCAGCAUGACCGGACUGCCAUCUCGCGCACUUACCCCAGACGAGGUAUUGGGCAUAAACGUAGCUUUGCGAACGCUGCAGAACUCGCUCACGCAACUGCUGUUCGCAAGCCCGUCGAUCCCGACACCGGUUCUCGCGACAUUAAAGCCGCUCUCGGGUCCUCUUAGUCAAGUUGCCACAGUACUUGGCUACUCGGGCCCGGCUUCCACUAUCUCAAACGUUCUCGAUCGGCUCCCAGUAUGAUGCAGUUCAUAACGAAUGAGAUCCUGAUUUGUACGACGACGACGGAGAUUCAUGUUCGAGUUGGUGGUGUGCGUGGUAUCUUGCCCAUGUACUUUCUCGCAUUCAGCGUGCUUGGUGACUUGUAUGAUAGCGAUUCAAGUUUAGUGAUACAUACAAGAGUCAGCCUACGAUAGUGCUGUGUCUAAAUCGGCAUCCAAAGUCGGGUCCCAGGGGAUUUACAGAACAUUUACAUGCUCGACGUCGAGAUCAGAUGUAUUGUUGAAUGAUGUAGCGUAUGAGUGCGGGGAAGCGCGAAUAGCGUGGUAUCCGAUUGUACCUCGCUGGCCGGAACGUUGACGUUAAGCGUAUGACCCGUUUACCUUUGUUGAGGCGAGACUGCUCAAGGCUGUUUUGAAGCGCCUCAAGAUCCCAGCGGCUAAGAAAAAUCUCGUGUAGCGCUUGCUGUGGUUCCAGAACGACAACACCGACGAGCACGUCGCUGCGUUGGGCUUCCGAAGCGGAGGCGAGGGCUUUUCGUAGCCAUGAUUGAAACUGAGGAUCCAAUCGUGUUCAGGAUGGAUCCCCUAGUCAAACCAAUGAUCGUCGAAAGGUUCAGGGCCUUCCCAAAUUGUUGGAGGGCUGCUCAAUCUUCUGCGCUGAUGUCGUUGCACGCUUGUAGCUUUGGCAACCAGCGAAAAAAAUCGAUGUCUCAUCCGUCUCGUUGCAAUCUCUUACUCAACAUGACCUGGUACAAGUUCCCCAUGAUCGGCCAGAUUCGCCGUAAAACACAUCAAUCGUGCUACUUCUUGGUGCUUUGAGAAGUGUAUGGGGGCGUUCCGAUCUCAUCCCGAAGCACAAUUUGCGCAGAAGUGAGUUCACAGGUUAAGCUUGAUAAGGGAGAUUUUUUUUGCUGGAUUCGGCGAGCAGGCCAUAUCGAGCCUGGACAGUUUUAUCCGGGCACAGUUUGAACCCCAACAUAUUGAGGUUGCACUCGGGCAUCGUGGUCCCCUUCAUACGAAGGGGAUGCAAACACCCCAAGCCUCCCGGACAGAGCUUGGCAGUGAUGAUAACAGGCUGCCGCAGCGAGACGGUGCAACAAAUUCUAUGAGAGAAGCCUCACGUGCGGCACAAGCGAUUCCCAAGGAGCCAUCACACAAGCCUUAGUUCAAACUUCGACAUGUGGGAGUGGCGAUCGAGUGCGGGAUAUCGGGAAAUGAUCUGGUGACAAAGAUGCCAUGAUAGCUGGUGGCAAAUUGUGAGGCCACCGUCCCCCAUUCUGG
This is a messenger RNA of Mycena citricolor, 2311 nucleotides long. NCBI's taxonomy places the organism in Eukaryota, Fungi, Basidiomycota, Agaricomycetes, Agaricales, Mycenaceae. The record is from the annotation of a GenBank genome assembly.